This is a messenger RNA of Trichosurus vulpecula (common brushtail), 4186 nucleotides long. RefSeq names its product NADH:ubiquinone oxidoreductase core subunit V2 (gene NDUFV2). Gene Ontology annotation, molecular function: NADH dehydrogenase activity. Lineage: Eukaryota; Metazoa; Chordata; Mammalia; Diprotodontia; Phalangeridae. The record is from RefSeq and is a predicted model, not a curated record. Bases 152 to 901 code for a protein of 249 amino acids. Gene Ontology annotation, biological process: mitochondrial electron transport, NADH to ubiquinone. The transcript has 8 exons.
GCGGCGUCGGGAGCGCCUACGGCGGCGACGCGCCCGAGCCCCUCCGUUCGGUGGUCGGGGAUAGGUGUCGGGAGCGCGCACGCUGUGCGUUCCGGGCUCGUGCUCGCGGACUUCGGAUUCAGCUCGGGGAAGCCGGAGAAUCUGAGCCGCCAUGUUCCUCUCCUCGUCACUCCGGGCGGGGGCCGCCGGUCUCGUCGCCCACUGGGGGAGACAAAUGAGAUGCUUACACAAAACAGCUGUGCAAAGUGGAGCUGGAGGAGCCUUAUUUGUGCACAGAGAUACUCCUGAAAAUAACCCAGAUACUCCAUUUGAUUUCACACCAGAAAACUACAAGAGGAUAGAAGCAAUUGUAAAGAAUUACCCAGAGGGACAUAAAGCAGCAGCUGUGCUUCCAGUACUGGACUUAGCCCAAAGGCAGAAUGGAUGGUUGCCCAUAUCUGCUAUGAACAAGGUUGCUGAAAUUUUACAAGUACCUCCAAUGAGAGUAUAUGAAGUAGCAACUUUUUAUACAAUGUAUAAUCGAAAGCCAGUUGGAAAGUAUCAUAUUCAAGUCUGCACCACUACACCUUGUAUGCUUCGAGAUUCUGACAGCAUACUGGAGGCCAUUCAGAAAAAGCUUGGUAUUAAGGUUGGAGAAACUACACCUGACAAGCUUUUCACACUAAUAGAAGUGGAAUGUUUAGGUGCUUGUGUAAAUGCACCAAUGGUUCAAAUAAAUGAUAAUUACUAUGAAGAUUUGACGCCCAAGGAUAUUGAAGAGAUAAUUGAUGAGCUGAAAGCUGGCAAUGUUCCAAAACCUGGACCAAGGAGUGGACGUUUCUCUUGUGAGCCAGCUGGCGGUCUUACAUCUUUGACUGAGCCACCCAAAGGACCUGGUUUUGGUGUGCAGUCAGGCCUCUAAGUAAUUUGUAUGACUUUGUUUAAAAACCCCAAACAAACCUGUUAAAAUAUUUCUCCAUACAUUUAAAAUAAAUUAAUCUCCCCAUCUAUGCAAAUGUUUAAUAUUGUAUAUUCUGGUUUGUGUUUACCCAGGUGGUGAUAUAGCCUUUACAGUUGUAAAUACCAUGUAAAAACUACAAAACAUCCUCUUGAAACAUUUUCCAUGCCAUGGCUAACAAGACAUUAUUAUGUUGUAGGUAUAAACACUUUUCCAGCUAUAUCCAUUUCAGCAACAUAAUCAGUUCACAUUUGACAUGAAAAAGUAUCUUAUGACAAUUCAGUUUUUAAACUGUAUUUGAAUUUUCUGUUGCUAUUAUAAUUGCAUUACCAUAAAUGUUCUCUAAAUCUUAUGUCAGCAUCCUUUCAAAAUAAAUAUAAGGCCAAUAAUAAUAAUAAUACUAAUGAAGACAGCUAACUUUUAUAUAGAACUUCUAUGUGCCAGGCACUAUGCCAAAGAUGUGUAUGUUCCCAUAAGUAUAUCACCAUAUUUUCCAAAUGGUACUCCAGGAAUGCUUUGGGUAGUGGGAUAAGGAAAUUAUCUUGUUUUCAGAACCAUCAUUUUAAAAAGAAAAGCUUCCAUCAUGUAUAGACACAUUGAUGUUAUCUUUGGCUAUUUUGACUCAGAACGAUUACUAACAAGUCAGACAUUCUUUUGUAUUCAAAUAAAAAACCCAAACUAUUAUCAGCUUUUACCUUGGCAUACAUAGGCAAAUAUCUAUUACAUUUAUUUAGGGAUUCCUCAAAAUCACUUGUCAUAAAGACAAUUCAGAAAUACUGAACUUUUUGCUAGCAAAUAUCGAUAGCCCCAAAUAUCAACUAUGUUCUCCAUUCCUGAAUGAAGUUUAAAAAUAUUAUUUUAGAAAUACUCUGUUCUCUACUAAAGCCUUCUAUAUCCUUUUUUAUCUUAUCUGUAAAAUUCUGAAACAUAAAGGCAUAGCUGGGUAUGGCUGGACUUUUUUAUUAGUAAUGUCUACUUAAUGCUUAAUAUACUAAACUGUUAAUUUUUAACUUUAGAAAAGUGAAAGAGAUGUAGCAGAGACCUUGAAACAAAGUGAUCUAAAGCCCACUAGGCAUCAUUCUCUAUAUAUAAUGUGUUAAGGGAAUGGAAUGGAAAGCAUUUUAGGUAAAUGUCACAAUGCCUUAGUUGCUGUAAAGAUCUAUAAUUUUGUCUUCCACCAAUGCAGAUGGCAAAUAACCCUUAAAUAAUUUAGUAGAUAGUCUUGUAGAGUUACCCUACAAGUCAGUUUGUCUUUGAGCCUCCCUGAAUUAAGCUAGACUGUUCUAGAGACAUAGAUUCCCAUGAGGCCCAUACUCAGAGUUUUAAAGUUUGUUAGAACCUAUCUGAGUUUAUUCUUUGCUUACAUAGCCUUCGGGAACCUAAGGUGUUACCUACAUGAUAAGGCUUCAUAGGGUUUUAGUUGAGAAAACAUGCUAAAGAUGUUAAUAUAUAUGAUGAUAAUUUUGCUUCAAAUUAAAGUUGCAGAUAGCUUAGACUUCGUGUAAAAUAUGCAAAAUUCCUGCUUUUACAGUAUGUUCAGAGUACAAUCUGUGCUCCAUAUCUACAAAAACUCCCAAUUUGCACAUUUUAUCACAGCAUAUGUAUGAGUAACACUUGAAUUUUGCAUUUUUACAUUGCCAAGCCAGGACACCAAUUUAAAAAUUUCUUUUAUUUAUUUUGUAUAUACUUAUUUAAAAUGUAAGCUCCUUUGCAAGCGAGAACUGCUUUCCUUUGGUCUUUGUAUUAUUCCCAGUGCCCAGCAAUGUAGUGCCUGCCAUACAUUUGGCACUAAAUAAAUGCUUGUUGAGACAAACUAGUAUGAGUAAAUUCAAUUAAUAAACUACUGUUUUUCAAAAAAAAACAUGAAAUCAUUGCAAGAAAUCACAUUUCUGAACUGCUCAGCUAGUAAUGAGAACUGUUCCCCAGUGAAUUCAUGGCAAAUUAGUCUAGGUAAGAAAGAUGCUGUGAAACCACUAGGGAGUCAUCAUGCACUUCCUGCCCUUAAAUCUUUUGCUUGUUUUAGUGGGAGAGCUAAAGGGCAAUUUAUUGCUUAACAGCAAAUUGAUUAGUCCUUUAAAGAGUUCAGCUUUUUUCUUAUCUCCAUUAGUACCUUCUAGUAGUUGUCACAGACAGUUACCAUUAUGAGGAGAAAAACCAAAAAAAGCAUCUUAUCAAAAAUAAUCAUUUAUUCUAUGAAUAUUACAAGAGCCAGAAAGUUUUCAAUUCUACCUGUGUGAAAUUUCUUGUUACUACUAUAGUGACUACUCCCAAGGAUGCAAAAAUAAUUGCUACAUAGAAUUCUUCCUUAUGCUAGUAUAUACUCUGACCACAUUUCGACUAUGUAGUUAAAUCCAUUUAGUAGCAAACUCCUAACAUUGUACUUUAAGGUUUGCAGAUCGCUUAGCAAUUUAGAGAAGCAGUUAUUAUUACCCUCGUUUUACAGAUGAAGGAACUGACAUUUAGAGGUUACCUGACUUAUCCAUAAUCAUACAGGACUAAAUGUCAGAAACAGGAUUAGAAUCCUUAUUAGAAAUUCUGGGUCCUUCUGAUUCCAACUCCGAUUUCACAUCCUGCUUCUGACACACUGGCUGGUUAAUCCUGGGCAAGUCACUUAACAUCUCAGUGUUCUGGGCAGAGGUAUCACCCAGUACCAAUUAACUCACAGGUCCAGUUUCUAUCCUCCUUGUAUUUAUUGGUGAUUGUCUUUUUUAUGGCAUUUAAACCAAAAGAAAAGGGCACAAACUCAAACUACACAUAAGUACAUAGUAUGGUAGAAACCUUAAACUCAAUUGAGUUUCCCAUUAGAGGAUAACUUUAGGUUCAAUAAAGUGUCUUGAAAAUUCCGAGUUACAAAUUACAAGAACCUGAAGUAGAGCAGGGAUUUGGUAUAUCAGGUUUUUAAUAACCCCACAUAUUAAUUUUUAGCACACAUAAUGAAUUUUUUAAUAAUGUCUUUACUCCUGAACAAGUUUUGACCAAAGAAAGGCACUGCUCUCUGUCAUCAAUUACUUCAGUGUACAAAUAGGGAAUAAGUUUUUUUUAUCAGGCUUACUUCCAGAAGACAUGUUUCUAUCAACUAUCUUAGCAAAACUGUCUUCCAGGGCCUAGCAUCAUGCUCUUCAAAGAGCAGGUACUUAAUGUUUUGUUGAAUUUGACCAUACUUUUUAUUAUCUAGGUCUGGCUUUAAUUUCUUUGCUUGGUUUGUAACCUCAGUUUCACAAUGAAGAAUAAAACUAGAGUUUGCACUGA